UCUCUUACUCUUGGUAUAUUUCUACUGAAUUUCGCACUCUCGCCUCCUGCAACUGGAAUACUGGACGAGAUAGUAAUUAGUGUAUUCUUAUUUAAAGCACCCUAGCUGCAGAACACGCAGCCACUGGAAAGUGCUUUCCACAAACCUGUGAAAGAGAUCAUGUCAGAACUUGUGACUCUUAAUGUGGGAGGAAAACUGUAUACCACAUCACGAGCAACUUUGGCAUGCUAUCCAGAUUCCAUGCUGGGUGCAAUGUUCAGUGGGAAACUGCCUUCUUCAAAGGACAGCCAGGGGAAUUGCUUCAUUGACCGCGAUGGUAAGAUCUUUCGACACAUUCUAAACUUUCUCAGGACAUCGCACCUUGACUUGCCUGAUGACUUCAGAGAAAUGAAGCUGUUGAAGAGAGAGGCAGAUUUUUAUCAGAUCCAGCCUUUGAUUGAGGCACUUCAGGAGAAAGAGAAGGAAAUGUCACUGUUGGAAAGGAAUGCAAUGUUGAAUAUCAGCUUACAUAAAAAAAUUAAGACUGUGCAUUUUACAGUUCGUGAAGGCCCCCAGAUUUAUACUCUAUCUUCCUCAAACAUGGAUGUUUUCACUGCAGACAUUUUUUGCACUUCCAGCAUGUUUCUAAAUCACGUAGUCAAUAGAUUUUGCUAUUAUUUUAAAGGGAGUGUCUCUUCUGUGUACAGUGAGUUAGAGGAUCAGAAUCAUGUUGUGCUACAAUGGGUAGCCACAGUAAGCGGCCUACCAGAAGAAGAGUAUACCAAACAAAACCUAAAACGACUGUGUGUGAUGCCUGCUAACAAGCCAAUCAACAGUUUUUGUGUAUUUGUUGAGGAGAUUCUGAAAAUAGCCAUGAGUGAUGGGUUCUGUGUGGACUCCACUCUUCCUGCUUCUUUCUUAACUGAUAUAAAAAAUAAUAAAAUUAUUCGCUUAACACGAUACAAGUAAAAUUUAAGUAUGACUGAUGCACUACCAGUGUACGGCUAUCUGUAUGGGAGCCUUAUGUAGAAGUACUGCCAGUUAGCAAAUUUAUGUGUAACCAUGUACUCUGACGACAUGACUGAGUGACUUUAACACCGCAUGCUUCAAUGGUGAAAAUAGUGUCAGGUGUUUGAAAGGUUACUACUGUACAUUCUCAAAAAACAUUCAGAUGUUGAUAAUAUGGAUAUUACAUCUAUUUAAUUUGCUGAUUUUUAGAGUCUCUACAGAGGUGCCUACAUGAUGUCAGUACAAAGAAAAAGACUGUAUUGAUACAUAGAAACUUAAUACAAUAGCAUUUUUAAAAUAAUGUAUCCUCCUAUUAAAUUAUUAUUGUUUCAUAAAAUAAUGUAAAAUAAUGCGGUUUUACUUCCAUAUAUGUUAAAAAUUUGUAAUUUAGCCUUUAGAACCUGUUUUGAUCUGAAAUCUUAAUUCAGUGUUGGUUUCUGUACAUAUUUGUUCAAUAGUAUACUCUAGCCCUCUGGGACUGUGAAGUUGGUUCAGAAAGAGGAUGGAUGGAAAUGCAACCGGGGCAGCUUUCAUCAGUUCAUACUGCCUGCUGUUGAUACUUUCAUUUAUUGUAGUUCUAUCAAAUUAAAAAUAAUAUUUAUUAAGUAAUUAUUUCCUACAGAUUAUGUGGAAGAACUAUAUAUAUUUAUAUAUACUAUAUAAAAAUACUCUAAUACACUAUUUCCUGAUUCUGGAGCAUUCAUGAACUGCUGCUGGCUUUUGUUCAUAUAGGUUUUAUUUUUUUAAUUAGACUGUGGUUCCAUUCUUUUGUUUAACUCUUCUCCGGGUUUUAUUUUCAAAGACUGGAUUUUUAAUUUAUUGUUAAAUGGAAAAAUAAAAUAGUUUAUGCAUUAAUGACUGCUGAAAUAUAUAUCACCUUCAGUUAAAAGCUGAAUAGGUACCCAUUAUUAGGAUACAACCUAUAGUAUAUUUCACAUGUUGUGUACACAAUAAGAUUUUAUUAAGCUGUUCUGUAUUUAGUGAAGCCUUUGUUUUGCGUCUUUAUUCUGUUACUUUCAAAAAUUUGUAGUGGAAAAGGAGCACAAUCUCUUCUUUAUAUUCAGUUAAUUGUUUAUAAAGAUAAACAUUGGUUAACUGUGAAAAAUGAUUGAUACAUUUAAAGAAAAAUGCCAUUUGGAUUGCAAUUAGAUUAGAUUUAUUAGAUACAUAGCAAAAUAGUCCUGAUAACUUACCUGAUAGAAUCUUAAUUUUUAAAAAUAAUAAUAUUACUGGAAAAAGUAGGUUUAUGAACUGGAUGGAUUGAAGUAAAUUAUUUGUGAUAUUUAAUAAAAAAUGGUAAUUUAUAGUAAGAAGUUAAUUAUAUACAAUUUAAAAUUAGUAGCUAGGCUUAACUAAAUAUUACUUUAGGUGCUAUAUUGGUAAAGAAAGGAUCUACUACUUUUUUAACUUUUAAAAUAAGUAAGUAAGAAACCAGACUAAUUUAAUUAUACCUGAAACAAUUUUUAAUACCUUAGUAGUAGGAAAUGUCCUCUACAAACCAUGAUAAGAGUGAAGAAGUAACAGAGUAAAUUAUAAAGCAAAUAUCCAGGAUCCUGAUCACACUGACUUAGCAACCUCCCCACCCCAACGUAAUUUUUGCUAUAUAUUG
Molecule: messenger RNA, 2596 nt
Organism: Polypterus senegalus (gray bichir)
Lineage: Eukaryota; Metazoa; Chordata; Cladistia; Polypteriformes; Polypteridae
Product: BTB/POZ domain-containing protein KCTD21-like
Exons: 3
Coding region: 160-948 (262 amino acids)
Biological process (GO): ubiquitin-dependent protein catabolic process; protein homooligomerization
Molecular function (GO): histone deacetylase binding; cullin family protein binding
Source: RefSeq, a predicted model, not a curated record